AUGGAAAGUUUACUCAACGGAAUUCCAUACACUGGCAUCCUUCUUGAUAACAUUUUGAUUUCUGGACCGACGGAUGAAGAACACCUUCAGAACCUGGAAGAAGUGAUGAAGCGUCUUUCUGAAGCUGGGUUACGUCUAAAGAAGUCGAAGUGUCGUUUUAUGCAACCUACCCUCGAGUGUUUGGGUUACCGUAUCGACGAAACGGGUAUUUAUCCAGUUGAAGCCAAGGUGAAAGCAGUUCAAGAAGCACCUACACCUACCAAUGUUACCGAGUUGAAAGCAUACUUGGGAUUGCUCAAUUUCUAUGGUAAAUUUUUACCAAAUCUGUCAACUGAGUUAGAGCCACUGUACCAGCUACUUC
Molecule: messenger RNA, 361 nt
Organism: Paramuricea clavata
Lineage: Eukaryota; Metazoa; Cnidaria; Anthozoa; Malacalcyonacea; Plexauridae
Source: the annotation of a GenBank genome assembly